AGAACCAUGGGGCCAUUGCAGGGAACAGGUGGGGUGGGUCGGGGGUACUACAGGAGCCCAGGGUGGCUAGGCUCCUGCUCAAGCCUCAUACUUGGCAGCCUGGGGAUGAGGUUGAGUGAGCAUCCCACCGCACACGACCCCAGGGUGGUUCCUAUCUCUGCCUCAUGGCCCCUCAGAACUCAGAGCAGGAAGAGAGGCCGAAUGAAGAGUGAGGGGCAGCCCAGGGCACCAGGUCCACUUUUGAGUCUGAAUCCUCUGGUCCUGGUAGGCCCCUCCUGUGAGGGAACCAGGUCCCAGGGAACAUGUUCUGUGUCCACUCCAGUCUGGAGGGCCUUGGUUCACCAGCUCAGUUGGUGCCCAGGAUUCCACCAUUCCGUGAGCAAACUUCACUGGUGCCUUUGAGCUCUACUUCCUCCCCAACCUGACUAUCACACCCAGGUUCCAACGAUGUUAUCAUGUCCCCAGGUGCCUUCUAAGCCAGCUCUUUUACCUCUCCCCUACUACUCUCCUGAGACUGGAGCUGAGUCUCUAGGGAGAGAAGGGCCCUGACAGACAAGGCACCAUCUGAGUCUUCCUGGAGAGCUACGGACAGGGCAGAUGUACACAGAGAUGUCCUCUCCCAAACACUCGUGGACGGAUGAAGAGGGAGGGGUGCAGAGAAGGGAAAGGAGUCUCCUGGAGUCACACAGUGCUCCUGCCUCUCAUCCAGGGCUCUCUUGUUCUUUUUCUGAAGGAGUGCUCCUAGCAAGGUGAGCCCCUGCUACCUAUGAAAGUGCUCCAGGAGCUCGGGUCUGCGCAGAUGCUGCUGUUGAUCACCGAUACCAGCCAGUCAAACAGCCUGUUGGGGUGGGAGGAAGAGUGGAACCUGGUGAGAGGAGGUUUUCUCCAGGAUUUGGGGAAGAUGGUGGCAUAGGAGGACUCUGAACUCACCUCCUCCCAUGGAGAUGACAAAUCUACAACUACCUGUAGAACAAUUUCCUGAGAGAGAUCUGGACGCUGGAUAAAAAGAACCCCCACAACAAGGGACAACACUGACAGGGUGGAAGAGGCAGAAACACACCUCUGUGGAGGAAAAAACCCACAUCCUAGCCACGGCACUUCAUGGCAAGGAGCAAUCUUAAAGGAAGAAGAAAAAAAUGUCUCAGAAGCAGAUGAAGGAAGCUUUUGUCAGUAACCACAAUGGAACCAGCGUGCUGGAAAUCACCCAGGGCUUGUGCUUGCCUGCGCUCUGUGUCCUGUGCAGAGGGCUCCUGAUCAUUCUCUCACAGCACUUGUGUUCUUCUUCACAUACCUGGGGAACUCGAUUCUUCAUUGACUUUGUUAUCCUGAUAGUUCCCCUGGUGGCCACGUUGACCAUUUUGUCUUCAUUUGUCCUCCUUGAGCACCUUGCUGUAAUUAUCAUUGGGGCAGGAAUGUUCUAUCAUAUAUACUGCAGGAGAACUUGCUAUGCCAGAAUACCUGUCCAAAAAAUCCUUGAAAAAUUCUUGAAAAUCAGUGUAGAAUCAGAAUACAUUCCAGCUAUCUCUUGUUUUCGUGUAAUUAACAGUGCAUUUACUGCUGUUGCCAUUUUGGCUGUGGACUUUCCACUUUUUCCCAGAAGAUUUGCCAAAACUGAGCUCUAUGGGACAGGAGCAAUGGAUUUUGGAGUAGGAGGCUUUGUUUUUGGUACUGCAAUGGUUUCUCCAGAGGUUAGGAGAAAAUACAUGAAAGGGUCCACAUUUUAUCAUCUUACAAAGUCAUUGUACUCUGUCUGGCCAUUAGUCUUCUUAGGAAUAGGCCGAUUAGUCGUUAUAAAAUCCAUAGAUUAUCAGGAACAUUUAACUGAGUAUGGGGUUCACUGGAACUUUUUCUUUACCUUAAUAGUUGUGAAAUUGAUAACAUCACUACUUUUGAUUAUUUUUCCCCUAAAUAAAUCCUGGAUUGUGGCCAUCAGCAUUACUGUAUUAUACCAGCUAGCCCUUGACUUUACCCCACUGAGAAAGUUAAUUUUGUAUGGCACUGAUGGCAGUGGCACAAGGGUUGGUUUAUUAAAUGCCAACCGAGAAGGAAUAAUCUCUACCUUGGGGUAUGUGGCAAUACACAUGGCUGGUGUACAAACAGGAUCAUAUGUGCUUAAAAAAAGGUCACAUAUCAAAGACUGGAUAAAAGUAGCAUAUUGUAUUCUACUGACAGCUAUUAGCCUCUUCAUAUCUCUUUACAUAGUUCAGGUAAACGUAGAAGUAGCAUCUCGCAGAAUGGCCAAUUUAGCCUUUUGUAUUUGGAUAGUUGCUUCUAGCCUGAUCCUUCUUAGUAGUUUAUUACUAGUUGAUAUAAUUUUGAGUUUUGCCAAAUUUCUAAUUAAAGGGGCUCAAGUACCAUGUUCUUGGAAACUUAUCCAGUCACCUGCUACAAAUAAAAAGCAUUCAGAAUCUCUAGUCUCUGAAGCUGAAAGAAGGGAACCCAGUCUUUGUCUAGUUACAGCUAUGAACAGAAACCAGUUAAUUUUUUUCUUGCUGUCAAAUGUAACAACUGGCCUGGUCAACCUGUUGGUAGAUACAUUACACAGCAGUACCUUGUGGGCCUUAUUUGUGCUCAAUCUCUAUAUGUUUACCAACUGUUUAGUUAUAUAUGUGCUACACUUGCAAGAUAAGACUAUAAAAUUUUGGUGAUCAGUGGGGGUAGUGUGUAUCUGUUUGAGCAAUAUUAAUGAGGAAGAAUAAAUAUUAAAUGUGAAGAAAUUGGGCUUUUGGCAACCCAGUAUUAACUAUAUCUUAUUAUAAGAGUUUCAAUACUCCAUAACAGUAGUGAUGCUCAAUAUUUUAAUGCGUCUCAGCACUAUAUAAAACAAACCAAUAGAGAAGAAAAAGAGCCUUAUGACUUGUUAGAUAUUUAUUGAAGUAUUUUAAGGAAACUUGUGUUUAUAGUUGUGACACUGGAAGAUUGGAGGGUGGGGAGGAGGAUUUUUACUUUCUACCUUAUACACCUUACACCAUUCUGUACUUCUUUGGUAUGUAUUACUUUUAUAUAUAAUAGGGUACAUUAAAACACCUCAGUGUGAACUGUG
Messenger RNA from Equus caballus (horse), 3043 nucleotides. It is a transcript of the gene PIGW, whose product is annotated as phosphatidylinositol glycan anchor biosynthesis class W. Gene Ontology annotation, cellular component: endoplasmic reticulum; membrane. The record is from RefSeq and is a predicted model, not a curated record. Gene Ontology annotation, biological process: protein localization to plasma membrane; GPI anchor biosynthetic process. NCBI's taxonomy places the organism in Eukaryota, Metazoa, Chordata, Mammalia, Perissodactyla, Equidae. Gene Ontology annotation, molecular function: glucosaminyl-phosphatidylinositol O-acyltransferase activity.